AUGGACCCGCUUUCUAUCACGACCGCGGUUGCCAGUCUCAUCACCUUGGCAGACAAGAAAUUGAAGAGCCUUCUGUCAGAGGUGGAAUGUUUCAAGCUGCUUCUUGAACAGAUGGCAAUCACAAUGAAAGAUAUCAACGUGGACGCUGGCGUGCAGGAGACAGGUCACUUGGGCAACCACUUGAGGAGUAUAUCGGUAUGUAUAACCGAUGGAAUCGCGCUGUUGGAGCAAAUGCACCAGACAGUGCGAUCGGUCGGCAAGACCAGCAGACUGCUUGAUGGCGUUCGAAAACAUUUCCGACUACAGUCUGCGUCCGACGAGAUAUCCAUGUAUCACGAUCAGAUCCGCUCGUAUCGUGAUACGAUCCAACUCUCGAUGCAGACUAUGAUCCUGGGUGCAGAUGAGCUCAGACAUUUGCAUAAUCGACGAGACUGCAUGAGAGCUGCGGCAGAGGUCGUUUCCUCGGCGUCGACUGUCUUUGGUUUGGACGAUAGAAUCUCCACAAGCGCACCAUCAGACUUCAACGAAGUUUUUCCUCCAAAUCCUAGCGAGCCGAUGCUUAGGUGGUUCGGCGAGGUCGAGCCCAGCGAAUAUGAGGAACCCGAUGUCGCCUUAGAGCCUGCUCGUUGGGGGACCCUGAAUGUUCUCACUGCACCUGGACUCGCUCAUGGUUUUGACGCCUCCAGUGUCGUCCUCUCGACACACAAUGUGGAAGACUCGGAUUCAGAUGGAGAGAUGGAGGCUGAAAUUGUCCAACUUCAAUUGGAAAAGGGAAGGCUGGAGCUGCAAUCGGGAAACUUCGAGGGAGCCGAGAAGAUGCUCAGAAAUGGCCUGAUAAGGUUGAACCGCUAUAGAUCACGUCAUUUCAGCCCCGAGCUGAAGUUAUCGGUAUCACAUGCGCUCCUUAAUACUUAUUCGCAGCAAGGGAACUGGGAGAAAGCCAAAGAAGUCACCACGGAGCGGCUGGCCAUUUUGUCCGGGCACAAUUUUGAAAAUUCUGACCAAUACCUCGAUGAAAUCCUGAGUUUGGCUGACAUCCUCCUUAGGAUGGGAGAUUCCGUCCAAGCUCGCGUCUAUACCAGAAAAUGCUUGAAGGCGUACCGCGAACAAGGUGAUAGAGGUCGGGAAGGCCUGGAACAAUCGUUAUGCCUGAUGAUUGCCAUUUGUCAAUCUGAGAACAACCCUGAGGAUGAGGAGGCGUUCAAACUGUUGCUCACACACAGCAUGGCACAAAACUCGAGACCCGAGAACCGGACCGUCGUGUUACCUACGCUGAACGACGACGGAGAAUUGUCUUUCCAGCCCGUUGACACGAGCCCGCAGGUCAACAUUCCCCGCGAUAGUCUGGACCAACAAGCCUUUGCGGACCCCUAUGCCUUGGAUGAUUUGCUAUGUCAGCCGGACCAUCACAAUUCGAGUAAUGCGGGCCAUACCGCGGACACGUUGGGGCCUGGCGCGGAAUUAAGCACCCCAUCUCUGGGGACGAAUGAUUCUCGAAUUGAGCUAGGCUCAUCGGCUUUGCAAACACUUCCUGAUACGCAAGGAAGGCCUCCAUUUUUGCCAAAUGCCAUUUCAGUCACGCAAGAAGCACAAACGAAAUCUACAGAGUUCACGUACAGCCCCAGAGUUUGCGAACAAGGGGAAGAUGCAACGAUCGAGUGCGAUCUCACAGUGCCUACAGUGAGUGACGAGGAUAAGGAGAGCCAUUUGGCAGCGGAAAAUGAUCGAUCAGAUGGCAGCAACCAGUCUCCUUGUCCAGAGAGGAGUACCUCAACCUUAGAAAGCUUUUCAAACGCCUGGCAGAACGACUUUGAGCAACACAGCACUUGCUCUUCUGAGGCUGAAGAGGAUGUAAUAUGUGUUGGACCAUUGUGGCAGAGGCAGUUGCCUUCGGGCUUCGAAUCUCCACAACGAAACACAGUCAGCCCAGCUGAUGCGCACGCAGAGACAUUGCCAGUAGAUUUCGAAAUCUAUGUAUCUUCAGACAUGUCUCAUACAGUAUCUGGAGCACAAAGUCACGCGGACAGUCCAUCUCAAGAUACUGCUACAACGACCCAGCGCGAAUUGGAGUCCUAUCAGACGCAGCGUGUCGACAUGCCUAAUGAUCCACCCGAUAUUAUCGUUUUCUCAGACAUGAACCAGGCAGAAAUCACACGAUCAUCGUGCUCUGAUUCAGUCAAAUCGACGAGGCUCUCUUCAGCCUCUGAUUCGCGAGAAAUCGAAUCAUCAGCUAAUUCUACAGCAGAUGAUCACUGGUCCCAGGGACGAUCUGAUUGUGACUUGCCACGCGCCGACUCCCCAUCGACGUCUAUGACGACUCUCAACUCAGCGACAUACUCAAAUUUACGGGAAAGAAUCACUGUGCUAGUUGUCGGAGAGUCGUGCUGUGGGAAGACAUCCCUCAUUUGGAAAUUCAUUCAAAAGACUGGAAGUUCUACUAAGCCUCAAAUCACGUCCUUUACUGUCCCCUACCCUGCGAGUGUCGACGUCGCCUCGAAUGGAGAGGAACAAUUAGAGCUCAUUAUCUGGGAUACUCCAGGAUUGGAAGCGAAACAGUCAUUUGAAAGCAUUGCAACUGUCCAGAAUGUACAAUGUGUUCUCCUCUGCUAUUCAGUAGGCGAUCCGGAUCUUGCUGCAAACAUAGAGGAUAUUUGGAUACAUAAGCUCAAAAAGUGCCUCCCAGGCACGCCAAUCAUCUUGGUCGCACUCCAGACGGAUUUGCGAGACGACGCGAGGGUUCUGAAAGAGCUUGGGGGCAGGAAAGACCAUCCAUGUAGUUUUGCCGAAGGAGAACGCUUCAAAGAUCGCUUGGGUGUCGCGAAGUAUCGAGAGUGCUCGGCGUGGACAGCAGAAGGUGUGGAUGAAGUCUUCCGUCAGGCAGCGAUUGAGGGCUUGAGACAUAAGGUCUCGAAACAAAAGGGAAGAACAAGCAAGAUCUCCGGAGCUUUCGGGAAGUUUCUAAGAUAG
Molecule: messenger RNA, 2967 nt
Organism: Diaporthe amygdali
Lineage: Eukaryota; Fungi; Ascomycota; Sordariomycetes; Diaporthales; Diaporthaceae
Exons: 7
Coding region: 1-2967 (988 amino acids)
Biological process (GO): small GTPase-mediated signal transduction
Molecular function (GO): GTPase activity; GTP binding; protein binding
Source: RefSeq, a predicted model, not a curated record